AUGUUAAAGAAAACCUACUUAUUAAAUAUUAUUUUUUUAUGUUUUGUGUGUUAUGCACAAAGUCAAAGCUCGAGUUUAUCGACAAAUAGUUCAUUUACUACAAUAACAUCAACAACAAUGACUGAAGCAAAUAAUAUUCUAACAAGUUCAAUAUUAUCAGUAACCUCAGAUGCAAUUCAAUCUUCUACAAUAAAUUCAAAUAAUAUGACUUCAUCGAUGACUUAUGCAUCUUCUUUAGUAACUACGAUGCCCAUCGGAAUUAUUAACGAUACUAAUGUUGAAGCAAAUGUAUCAGACUUCGUGGUGAAUUCAUUCAACUUAUCAAAUUUUAAUAUUAUAGUAACAAAUAUUCAAAUCUUAUCUAAAACGAAAACUAUUUCAUAUGUGAAUCAAUAUAAUAUGUUAGUUAAUAUUUUAUUUACAAGUACACGAAAUGAUUGCAAUGUAACUUGUAUAUACAAUUCACAGAUGAUACAAGCAAAUAAUUUUUCUUUACCAACAACUAAUGGUAGUCUGGUAGAUGUAUAUUCUGAUUCAGGGUCAUUAUUAGAAACUGUUUUAGAUACAACAACUGGAAUAGUUUUGGAUACAACAACUAUAAAAAGUUCAACUGAUAAAUCCACAUUAGGACUAUCAGCAAAAUUAGGUAUGGGUUUGGGUAUAUCGAUAAUUGGUGUUUUGAUUAUUAUGGAAAUAAUUUAUCUUAGUUGGAAAUAUGGAUUAUCUGGUAGAUCACGUCGAGAACAAUACGGAUUGUCUAGUACAGAGUAA
Messenger RNA from Adineta steineri, 771 nucleotides. The record is from the annotation of a GenBank genome assembly. Lineage: Eukaryota; Metazoa; Rotifera; Eurotatoria; Adinetida; Adinetidae.